Athalia rosae (coleseed sawfly) is the source of this 1762-nucleotide messenger RNA. RefSeq lists its product as uncharacterized. The record is from RefSeq and is a predicted model, not a curated record. NCBI's taxonomy places the organism in Eukaryota, Metazoa, Arthropoda, Insecta, Hymenoptera, Athaliidae. Bases 171 to 1487 code for a protein of 438 amino acids. Gene Ontology annotation, molecular function: protein binding. The transcript has 9 exons.
UUGAAUCUCUUUGCAGACACUGCUAGAAGGCAAAAGUUGAUACAGGCAACCUCAUUAGAACUGAUCAGCUGGUGCAAGCAGAUGAUCUUUUUUUUUUAAUUGGAUACGUAACAUGUGUGCAAUGUUUGUCACACACAGACUAUUUUUCAAAAACCCAAAGUCUCGAAUAAAUGACUGAGAACAUAAGACGAGGCUGGACCCGCAAGUUGACGGAGUGUAAGACAGAAAUUAAUGAUAGCAAUAUAAACCUGCCAUCCUUCUGUAAGAGUUUGGAAAGAUGCUUUCAAAAAGGUGUCGUGAUGCGCAUGAACGCGAUUGGGUUUCCAAAAUUACCCGAAGCCUGGUUUUGGAUGGAAGAAAUCACAGACAAGAAUCAAAGUCUCAGCUAUUCCUACACCUCGGCUGUACAAGCUGUGAAAGAAAACCCACGACUCCGAUCUCCUUCUGGACGACUGAGACUUUUGAUACGAAUCUGUCUGUCUCGAAAAUGUCUUCACGUACCGGUACAAAUUUUAUUACAGAACACUCCGUUGCUCGCCAACGAAUUUUACGAACCUCACAGUAUUUUGGGCGAUGAAAUUCUGACGCAAAUACUGCUGUCGGUUUUACUUCAGAGCACCAAGUUGAAUUUCAAUUUGAAUCUGAAGAACGCUAGCUUUUUGGACGAUACGUGGCAACUACCAGAGUGCUCAGCCCUUGAACUUGUGCCUUGUAAAACUCUGGGCAUAUCAGUUUCCUUCAUAGAAGGAAAGGCUCUCGUAGUGAAUUUGGAAGAAAAUUCCGUCGCCGCUGAAGAUGAUAAAAUCGAGGUUGGUGAUGUUCUGGACGAGAUUAACGGGAACGUGAUAACGGCGAGUGCCAAGGGUAGGCUUGGCAAAAUCAUGAAAAGAGCCAUUGGACGACCCAUAUCAAUUCACGUCGUCAAGCAUCGUUAUAAGCAAUCCAGAGAUUUCUAUGGGCCGAUUGUCAGCCUGAUUCAAAGUUCCGGUAUAGAACACAUGAAGAGAUUGCUGCUGAGAAGUCCGGUCCCAAAAAACGAGCAGAACGAAGACCCACCGAAAUUGAGCGAAGCCGAUUUGAACGGAGACGAUAAUCUUCUGAAACCCGGUUUCCACACCAAGUAUUGUGGCUCGAUAUCGACCGGAACCGAAGGUGAUGUAAAACAAAUAGAGAAAGCUAUUUGGCGGCUCCUUAGAUCGGGAGAUAUUCAUCUUACUCCGGUCAGGUUUGAAUGUCUGGAAAUCGGAAUCAGGGUCACCCGAGAAGUGGACGAAAAUGUCCUAAUGAAACACAGUUACAUGGAAAUAUCGUCCUGUGGGCGCACCGCUAACAUCUCGGACUACUUCGCGUACAUCGCAGGGGACACAAACUGUAACGUGGCGACGAACUUCAACGCCUAUGUAUUUUUUCAUCAAAACGAAGAUGACGUGCAAACGAUUUUACAGAGCUUGGGACAAGGCUUUCAGCGAACCCAUUUCGCUGUUUGAACAGGACGAUAUUGGCAGGAUCAAUUAUUACGGCAGCUGAAAAUGAGUAAUUAUCCCGCAAAUUUGACAGCUGGUAAUUACUGUUAAUACGUUCAAUCCAUCCAUCAGAUACCAAAGAAUAACAUUAUAUAUCAGAAACGAAUAUCAACAUCAGAAGAUGACAUAUAUUUUGGGUCUUUAUGAUAUUUAUAUCAUAGUACGUACACCUCGUAUAAUGUAGUUUGUAAAAAAUAAAAAUUAAAUUUUCGUUCCAUCGAUGGCGAAAUUUAAAAAUA